UGCAAUGAUUGAUACGGGCAAUGCGCUGGGGUUUCCACACUAUUGCACAACAAUAUUUAUUAGUGUUUUUUGCUAGAUAUAAAAAUAACCGAUCAGAAGUGCACAUUGGAACAUCACGAAAAGCAGCGUGAGAGUAGGCAGUGUUGCAAAUGUAUGCUUGGAUUCAGUUGAAAACAGUAACACUGUAGCAGGGCUUGACUCAACAAUGUCUGAUUAUACAAAUAUAAACACCGCCAACGAGCCAUCACAGCAAAACUGCAGCGGAGUAGCAGUGGCAGAUGGUUUUUGUCCCACUGACAUUCAGAUACCAGCAGGACCUGAUGAUGAUGCUGUUGAAAUACCCAAGGGUACAGGUAGCGCUAGCAAGCAGAAACUUUGCUGCAAGUGCCGAUGUCUGUUCCCCAGUGCCUCGGUUGCAGAGUACAAGGAGACAUUGAAGCAGCUCGCCUUGCUGUCGUGGCCUGUGAUGUUGUAUCUGGUAACAUCUCUUCUUCUGUCAAUGACGUCCAUUAUCUUCUCAGGGCACCUUGGAAAAGAUGAAAUCGUAGCAUCUUCUCUGGGACAGUCGGUUAUCCAUGUAUUCUGGAGAGCACUCAUGUUUGGGUUUGCAAACGGAGCUGAUACAUUGUUUUCACAGACAUAUGGAAGCAAAAACAAGAAGAGAGUAGGGAUCAUCUUUCAACGUAUGUUACUGUUGAUCACGCUGCUAGCCAUCGUAUGCUGGGGAAUUCUUCUCAACACAGAGGGAGUAUUGCUCUUGUUUGGACAAGACCCACAGAUUGCCAAAUUGGCAAGUGGAUAUAGCAAAAUUUUCAUUGCAGCCACACCAGCAGAUAUGGUUGUGAGUCUGCUCAUCAAAUAUCUAGAGAGUCAGAGUAUUGUGUGGCCUGUGGUUGGGCUUGUCACCAUUAUGGGCGGUCUGAACAUACUGCUUCACUUCAUCAUAGUUUCGGCUUUACAUGGUGGAUUGAUGGGAGCAGUCUGGGCCCAGGUCAUCACCUAUUAUCUUGGAGCUUUCAUGUUGUUGGGCUAUGUCUGCAAGAAAGGCAUUUACAAGGAGACGUGGCCCGGCUGGUCCUGGGAGUGUCUUCAAGAGUGGGGCACAAUCAUGAAGUUGUCCGUUGGCGGCAUGGGUACCGGUUUUGUGGAAUGGGCAAGCUUCGAAGCCGGUUUCUUCAUCACAGGCCUGUAUGGGAAGACAGAAGUUGGUGCUCAUGCUGUUUUGUUCAAUGUCAGCAGUGUAACGUGGGCCAUAUCAACUGGUUUCGGUGUCGGAGGAACUAUCUUAAUUGGAAACUUUUUGGGAGCCAAAAAUCCAGUGAAGGCCCAUAUGACAGCUAGUCUUUGUAUCGUUAUCACAGCACUCCUGGGUGUGUUGUACAUCGUGUUCUACCUUCCCGUCAGAAAUGUUCUGGGCUAUAUCUUCACCAAGGACAUUGAUGUGGUCCUCAUGGUAGCAAGUAUUCUUCCAAUCGUUGCUGCCAGUGAGGUAUUUGACUCUGUCAAUACUGCUUACUAUGGUAUCCUACGAGGUUGUGGAUACCUGCAUGUUGGUGCAGUGGUGUGCAUCGUUGGGUAUGCAGUUGGUCUCUCUCUUGGUGCGACUUUGAUGUUUAAAUACAACUAUGGUUUGCAAGGUCUUUGGCUGGGCAUGCUGACAUCCCUAAUCCUUCAAUUUCUGUUGCUGAUGCUGUUCAUAUUGUUUCUAAUCAAGUGGAAGAAGGAAGCUGUCAAGGCACAGAAAAGAGCAGCUGUACUGCCAAAUAAAAAAUCCUUAGACAAAAAGCAAGAUGGAGGUAUACCUUUGGAGCCUCUGAAAAACCCUCUUGAAGAAUCAGUGGAUAUAUUGGCCCAAAUAGACGGACAAGAGUUUGAGGAAAGCUCUAGCAAGAGUGACGAAUCUUCCAUUCAACGGAACAAGCACCAUGGAGACGGAAACAGCAGCUGCCAGAGUGUUGGGGACGUGGAGGAGUCUGGUUUCCAUCAGCAGGAACCCCCAGAAAUGCAGGAUAGUGAUUGUGCUGACGUCACAGAGGCAGGAACCACACCCAAGUGCAGUUGCUCCCACGAGGAGAAACAGCACGAGGCAAGACUUGAGGAAGAAGAUGAUGACAGUGAGAUUGGAGUCUUGACCAUCGGCAGGCUGUCACUCCCCCAGCUCAUUUUGCGUCGAGGCUCGGCUCUUUUCUUAUGCAUUUCCUUUCUUCUUGUUUCCAUUUAUGUCUCAAAUGACAUCAUUCCUUCUGUCAGACCAGCCGUCCCACAAUCAGUAAAUGUAACGUCAAAUUACACCACAGAGUUCACAGAAAGUUUUGAUUUGAGCACUUAUGUUAGCAGUUAAUUUGGCAGGUAUUCAGAUGGCUACCCAAGUCAUGAAUAUAUCCUCAAUUCUCACACCAGGUGCAAUAAAUGCUCAUGCUCCUGUCUUGACACAUUACGCAAAGAGAGAGUGAGUGCGAGAUCUCUACUUCUAAACAAUGCACAGGCAUUUUUUAAUACAUAUAUUCAGUGCAUGAAAAGUAUGCAAUCCAAUAAAGCUGAUUGUACAGCAAAAAUCUGGUCAACCUAGAAAAGUAUUCAUUGAUUCAAGAGUUUAUAAUCAAGUUAAAUACAUUACACCUAUAUAAUCAGUUAUAGUUAAUUGAAAUUAAUACAGAACUAAUAUAACUCUGUUUCACAACUAUUUCUUUUUUUCUUCUUUUACUUUUUUCUUUUUUUACUUGGGUUGUGACAAGAAGUUAUGUUCAGUUAGUCACCAGACGUCGAUCCCCUAAACUCAGAUUUGUUCUUUUCUACUUUAUUGCACUACAUCUGCAUGUUAUCAGAUGGAAGAAAAGUAUUUGAAUAUUUGAGUUUAUCAGGUAUUUGGCACAGAUCUACAAACCUACCUCUUUUGUGAAAAUUUUGCAAUAUACUGUUCCAGACAGCCGAGUGCUUUGUUAGCAUAACUCUCACGAUGUACAGUAUGGGCAUCUUGCUGCAUUAUGAAUCCAGUAUUUUAACUGGAAACUUUCUUGCCUCAUGCCGAGGUUUUUGCCAAAGAUGGCAUUAUUAUUUCACGAAUAAAGUUGAGAAUUCACAUUGACAUAAAAAACACAGAAAUACCUUUUAAACAAAAGUAAUAGAAUUGUAUUAGAAUGAAGGCAUUUGAAGGUGUUCAUUGAAUUACAUAUUAAUGUAUAUUUUGCUGAAAAUAUACAGUGUAACAAGUUUUUUUUCAUGGAGGGAGUGAGUUUUAAACUUUAUUAAUCAGAUUGUGUUUUAUAACAAAUAGUUUUAUUGCGAGGAAAUAAAUUCUUUGGUCAUAAUACUGGCAUUUUCAUCUAAAGAAUUACAAAAGUUGUAUUUUAUGGAUUAACCGUCAAUUUCGGUACAGAAAAGUGAAAAACUUAGGGCUUUUUCAACAGUAAUCAGGGCCUAGUAAACUACCUCUUGCCACUCACAGAUUUGUAUUGCAAGGCAUAAUUUUUGUGGAACAUGUACUUGUACUGACAUAUAUUUAAUUAAAAGGAAUUCGCUGUCUUAAUCUUCUCCUUA
This is a messenger RNA of Acanthaster planci (crown-of-thorns starfish), 3537 nucleotides long. RefSeq names its product multidrug and toxin extrusion protein 1-like. Gene Ontology annotation, biological process: xenobiotic detoxification by transmembrane export across the plasma membrane. The record is from RefSeq and is a predicted model, not a curated record. Lineage: Eukaryota; Metazoa; Echinodermata; Asteroidea; Valvatida; Acanthasteridae. Gene Ontology annotation, molecular function: xenobiotic transmembrane transporter activity; antiporter activity. Gene Ontology annotation, cellular component: membrane.